GUUUACUGGUUUCCUGUUCCGGUCCGAUAUAUAACUUGUACCGAUGCACGCUGGUGGGGAACAUGGCGGGUCCGUGGUGGAGGCAGUGCAGGAGGUGGAGUACAAACUGUACGGGCACCACUUUAUUUGAAACAUUAUGGCAUAUGAACAGCAGGUCCGCGUCCACACUGGGGCGGACUUCCUGGAGCUCGGGGCCGGGGAACGAGAAACGACCAUCGGGACUACCAUCAGAAACAAACCUGAAAAGUUUACACCUUACCUCCUCUAUCACCAGACACAAGUUCCGACUGCUGGAUCCCAAACUACAGACCUCCUGCUGCUGCCGAACGAUACACAGUGAUGCAAAGCCGAAAGACCCCUUCACCCUAGCACAGAAAGAUUUAAAGAGUUUAUAUGAUGACAUCAGAAAGGAGCUGUUUGUAUCCAAAGAAGAGCUCAAGGAUCUAUGUGACUACUACUUUGAUGGCAAAGGCAAAGCAAUCCGACCAAUGAUAGUCGUCCUGAUGGCCCGGGCGCUUAACAUCCACAGCAACAGAGCCGGAGAUCUGCUCCCCGGUCAGAGGGCCAUCGCCAUGAUCUCAGAGAUGAUCCACACUGCCAGCCUGGUGCACGAUGACGUCAUUGACGGCUCGGAUAAACGACGAGGGAAGAGAACCAUCAAUGAAAUGUGGGGGGAAAGAAAGGCAAUCUUAGCUGGAGAUUUCAUCCUCUCAGCUGCCUCCAUGGCCCUGGCUCGGAUCGGUAACAUCACAGUGGUAAAGGUGCUGUCCCAGGUGAUAGAGGACCUGGUGAGAGGUGAGUUCAUGCAGCUGGGGUCCAAAGAGAACGAGAACGAGAGAUUCAAACACUACCUCGAGAAAACCUUCAAGAAGACUGCCAGUCUCAUUGCAAACAGUUGUAAAGCAGUAUCCAUUCUAGUGAACUCUGAUCCUGAGGUUCAUGAAAUAGCUUACCAGUAUGGGAAGAACGUCGGCAUCGCAUUUCAGCUGGUGGACGAUGUCUUAGACUUUACAUCAGGGGCCAGUCAGCUGGGGAAACCCUCGGCUGCAGAUCUCAAAUUGGGCCUGGCGACAGGGCCGGUCCUGUUCGCUUGUCAGCAGUUUCCUGAGCUCCAUGCCAUGAUCAUGAGACGCUUCAGCUCUAAAGGAGACGUGGAUCGAGCCUGGCAGUAUGUCCUUCAGAGCGAUGGAGUGCAGCAGACGAACUUCCUGGCCCAGCGUUACUGUCAGGAAGCCAUCAGACAGAUCAGCAUGCUGAGGCCGUCCGCGGAGAGAGACGCCCUCAUCAGGCUCACUGAGAUGGUUCUCACCAGAGACAAGUGAACCUCCUCUGAACUCCACUUCAGGCAGCUACCUACCUGUGGGAAAACCAAUCUCCCCGGCACACCCCACCUCAAUGUCAGCGCAGGCCGGGGUUCCGACAAAGACGGUUUAGAGAGGCGAUGGAAGUUUGGUUCUGAAGGAUCCCUGCGGCUUGUUUUUAGUACAAAACAAGCUGAGUAAGCAAAAUCAUGGGAUCUGAACCGCAGGCAGGGGUCUCUCUGAACGGAUUUCUGCUCUCUCAAACACAACCAAAUAUACACAAAGCUCAAUAAUGAUGACAUAUAUAAAUACACACACGGUUUGAAAUGCAAAUCCCAUUGGACACUGACUUGAAAGUUAUAUUAAAUUAAUGGAUAAAGCUACAAAGUGCACUCUAUCCCUUCACUGCAUAUAGUACUGUACCUGCAUCGCCCGCCCCAGGACUCAAAUCUAGCUGACUGACCGAAAGGUUUGUUGCCGGCUAGUGCUGAGCUGUGGCGGCGUUGCAAAAAAAAAAAAUCUCAUAGCAAACACAACGGAAGUGAACUAAUGUCAUCGAUGUGUUUGUUUGGAUCGAUCAUUUUCCUCUCUCAAGAUCCGUCCACACCUCUGCAGCCAAACAGUCGUGUGUUUAUGACCUGUGACAUGUUAUGAGGCUGCUUCUGUAAUGCAAAGUGCCCUGUGACAACCAAGGCCUUAACAUCUGCAAUGACUGUGUGCUAAAUAAAUAUAUUAUCAUGUUUUUUUUUUAUUUAAA
Molecule: messenger RNA, 2058 nt
Organism: Notolabrus celidotus (New Zealand spotty)
Lineage: Eukaryota; Metazoa; Chordata; Actinopteri; Labriformes; Labridae
Gene: pdss1
Product: prenyl (decaprenyl) diphosphate synthase, subunit 1
Exons: 11
Coding region: 63-1322 (419 amino acids)
Biological process (GO): isoprenoid biosynthetic process; ubiquinone biosynthetic process
Cellular component (GO): transferase complex; mitochondrion
Molecular function (GO): prenyltransferase activity
Source: RefSeq, a predicted model, not a curated record